This is a messenger RNA of Dendronephthya gigantea, 672 nucleotides long. RefSeq lists its product as uncharacterized. NCBI's taxonomy places the organism in Eukaryota, Metazoa, Cnidaria, Anthozoa, Malacalcyonacea, Nephtheidae. Gene Ontology annotation, biological process: DNA integration. The transcript is spliced from 2 exons. Gene Ontology annotation, molecular function: nucleic acid binding. Bases 1 to 672 code for a protein of 223 amino acids. The record is from RefSeq and is a predicted model, not a curated record.
AUGGGUAUUGGAACUAUUGCACAAGCCACUCAGAACGAUCCAACCCUCAAAAAGAUUGCAACACUCGUCAACCAGGGGUUAACCUGGAUCGAAAAAACAGAGUCGAAAGAAAUCCAACGUUUCCAGAAAAUACUUCCAAAGCUUACGAUGACCGCAAAUGGUAUUAUUCUGAAAGGCGAAAAGAUCGUACUUCCAAGUAACCUCCAAGAUACGGCCAUCCGACUGGCACACAGAGGAGCUCACCCUGGCCAAAGUGGACUUGAACGACGACUCAGAUAUCAUUUUUUCUUCCAUAAUAUGAGUAAGAAAAUAGAAGAAUUCGUCAAAUCAUGCAACCACUGCAGUAUGUUCAUUGACAAAAAGACAAAAGAACCCAUCAAACCACACCGGGUUCCCGAGAAAUGCUGGGAUACUGUAUCAGUCGACCUAUUUGGCCCGAUGCCAACAUCUAAGCACGUGGUCGUCGUACAAGACUUAGCAUCACGAUUCCCAGCCGCAAAACUGGUUACAUCGACAAAGGCAGAUAAAGUGUUACAAGCUCUCAGCGAAAUUUAUACAACGUAUGGCAACCCCGAGGUCCAAAUUUCCGAUAACGGGCCUCCCUUCAAUAGCGCUCAGAUGCACGACUUCGCAACGAGGCUCCUGAAAAAGAAACAUUGGAGACAACACUAA